AUGGGUGAGAAAAACAAGCACUUCAACGGAGAAGGCGGAUGGAUGGAUGGAAACACGGCAGUGAUGGACACAAUGUUCGUUGAAGUGCUUGUAAGAAUCUUUUACGGGUAUAGUGAUGAAGCAGAUAUUUUACGGGUAAUAAAAUGUAAGAAUCUUGACCUUAGUCAAGUUCCACCUGAGGUUGGAUCUUCCAGUAGCAAUGAAUCAGAGUCUGACUGCUGUCCUGAAAGUAAUGGAAUGGUUAUGGAGACAUGCAAGAAGAUACCUUCUGCUCCACUGCAUAGGAAGGAGUCCUUGUACUCUUCAUUCAACAGUGGCUCUUCAAUGUGCUUGGAUCAAACCACUGCAAGAUCAGCAUUAGCAGAUGAAGAAGUUAAACGAGUUGUUGCAGACUUCAGCUCAACGGUGGCCUAA
Messenger RNA from Miscanthus lutarioriparius, 414 nucleotides. Lineage: Eukaryota; Viridiplantae; Streptophyta; Magnoliopsida; Poales; Poaceae. The record is from the annotation of a GenBank genome assembly.